CCCUCCUUGGGUCUGUCUGUCUGUCCAUCUCUGGGAAUGGCCACUUCCUGUUCCUUUUCUUUCUCAUUCUAAGCCUCUCCUCAUUGUUCCCCUCUUCCCUCUCUACAGGAACUACUCAGAGCCUUGGUCUCUGUCCCUCUGUCUCUGGCUCUUGCAUCUGUCUGGGCUCCUGGCCUCCUCUCCCCCUUUCUCCCCCUCCCCCGCGCUGUCAUUCACCCCGCUCCUCUCAGCGUACAGCCAAUGGAGAGACCCGGCCGAAACUGCGAGGCUCGCUAGCACAGGGCUUUUUCGCCCGGUGAUUGAUGUCCCAGAGUCAACAGCGAGCAAGCAGCCGGAGAGGGGAAGGAGAAGCCGCAGAAGGGAAGAAUACGGAGCCCCUUCUCUCUCUCCCCUCCCCCCUACUUUAGCCCUUCUGCGCACUUCGUCUUCAAGUCUCCGGCGCAGCCAGGAGCCGCUGUUGCCUCCGCGCCCCCUUGCUUGCUGCCCCCCAUAACCAAGCGCAGCAAGCACCCGCCGCCCGGGCCCCCCCGUGGGGCCGGGGCCGGGGCCAGCAUGGAGCAUCUGGGUCCGCACCACCUCCACCCCGGCCACGCGGAGCCCAUCAGCUUCGGCAUUGACCAGAUCCUCAACAGCCCGGACCAAGGCGGCUGCAUGGGGCCGGCCUCUCGCCUCCAGGACGGAGAAUACGGCCUUGGCUGUUUGGUCGGAGGCGCUUACACUUAUGGCGGCGGGGGCUCCGCAGCCGGGGCCGGGGCCGGGGGCGCGGGGGCCUAUGGCGCUGGCGGCCCGGGCGGCCCCGGCGGCCCCGCAAGCAGCAGCGGCGCCUGCAGCAUGGGCCCGCUGGCCGGCUCCUACAAUGUGAACAUGGCCUUGGCGGGCGGCCCUGGUCCGGGCGGCGGCGGCGGAGGGAGCGGCGGCGGCGGGGGGGCGCUGAGCGCUGCCGGGGUGAUCCGGGUGCCAGCGCACAGGCCGCUAGCUGGAGCCGUGGCCCACCCCCAACCCCUGGCUACUGGCUUGCCCACUGUGCCCUCUGUGCCUGCCGUGCCGGGUGUCAACAACCUCACCGGCCUCACCUUCCCCUGGAUGGAGAGUAACCGCAGAUACACAAAGGACAGGUUCACAGUGGCCCUCUCACCCUUCACUGUAACACGCCGUAUAGGUCACCCCUACCAGAACCGGACGCCCCCCAAGAAGAAGAAGCCGCGCACGUCCUUCACGCGCCUGCAGAUCUGCGAGUUGGAGAAGCGUUUCCACCGCCAGAAGUACUUAGCCUCCGCGGAGCGCGCAGCUUUGGCCAAGGCGCUCAAAAUGACCGACGCUCAGGUCAAAACCUGGUUCCAGAACCGGCGGACGAAGUGGAGGCGACAGACCGCGGAGGAGCGUGAGGCCGAGAGGCAGCAGGCAAACCGCAUCCUCCUGCAGCUGCAGCAGGAGGCCUUCCAGAAGAGCCUGGCGCAGCCGCUGCCGGCUGACCCACUGUGUGUACACAACUCGUCGCUCUUCGCCCUGCAGAACCUGCAGCCUUGGUCUGACGACUCCACCAAGAUCACUAGCGUCACAUCUGUGGCGUCGGCGUGCGAGUGAGCCUGCACGCUUCACUCUGGGGGACCCCAGGCCGAGUUAAGGGCCUCUGAGGCCUCAGAGCCAGGACUCUCCCCCACCCCUCCCCACCUUGGACUGCACGUGGGAGGGGAAAGCUGCUCCCCUUGCACCGGCCCCUAACGCUCCUGCCAACACUGUUCCGGUCUUAAAUGGAAGAAAAGAGCGCUGGGGACAGGGACGGAGACCCCUUCCCAGAAGCCUAUGCGAUCCCCCAGGUCACGUCCUCUGGAAAUGUUCAGAGUCCUCUCAGUGUUCCUUCAUUUCAUUUUAUUUCAAUUUUAACAUGGCACGGAGAGAGACAGGGAGAUGAGUUUGGAUGCAAGAGCUUCUGGGAUCUCCAGAUCUCUGAAUUUGCCCUGGGAAACUCCUCUCUGUCCUACUCCUCAUCACACACUUGAAUAACCAUAGGCCCACAUAGAGGUGAUGUCACUAUCCCUCCAGGUACCACCCAAGAACCAUACAUGAGCUAAGGCAGAGUGUCAUGCACACAUAGGGUCAUAGCCUUCACACUGUUGACCCUCACUAUUAGGUACAGGCCAAGGGUUACCCAGAUUCAUCCCGAAUAGCAUGGCGCUCUCUCUCAAAGACACACAAAGCUACAGACACACAGUGACACACCAUUCCACACACAACAGCCUCACUGGGCCUACUGGGCCCCCCAACCUCACAUCCCAGCUGCACCCAGGUACGCACAGACAGGUUUUCACACAAACUCAGCCCAUUUCUCCAGAUCCUGUUUGUAGGGGGGUUUAAGUUAUGCACUUAAUAAGGUGUUUUCUGUGUAACCAUUUUAUAAAGUGCUUGUGUAAUUUAUGUGGAAAAAAAUAAUAAAACCCUCCGGAUCCGGA
Marmota monax (woodchuck) is the source of this 2450-nucleotide messenger RNA. It is a transcript of the gene Tlx1, whose product is annotated as T cell leukemia homeobox 1. The coding region runs from base 553 to 1584 and encodes 343 amino acids. Lineage: Eukaryota; Metazoa; Chordata; Mammalia; Rodentia; Sciuridae. Gene Ontology annotation, molecular function: RNA polymerase II cis-regulatory region sequence-specific DNA binding; DNA-binding transcription factor activity, RNA polymerase II-specific. The record is from RefSeq and is a predicted model, not a curated record. Gene Ontology annotation, biological process: animal organ development; regulation of transcription by RNA polymerase II. The transcript is spliced from 3 exons. Gene Ontology annotation, cellular component: nucleus.